CUUGAAGCAACUUGAAGCUCCAAUAAGAAAGACGUGCUUCGCCAGUAAUUUUCACAGUAGUUUUGUUCGUCGGUAAAAGUGGUAUAUCGAAUAGUGUCAAAUAUACAAAUAUUUUAUUAAAUAGAAUUGUUGUGAUAAUACAUCAGUCAAAGAAAUGCAAGAUUUAUAUUUUUUUAUUGUUGUAUCGGCGAUCGUUGUUUUACUUAUCGCAUUUAUUGUAGUUGUGUUUGAAAGUAUUCUGUGGGUAUUUAUUGUUGUCAGCAUUUUUGCAACUGCCAGUUUUUAUGCUGUUCAAGCGGUGCAAUUUGUUGAUAACUUACUAACAAAGUUCAAUAUCACAAGUGAUAAAUUUAUUACGAAAUAUGAAAUAAAGGAUUCAUGCAAUGUUUGCAAUAAUAAUAGCUGCAAAAGGCAUAAAUUAUUGCCACAUUCAACAAAGAUCAAAGUACCCAAGGAUUUUGAUCAGGCAUUAGAACAGCUUCUAGAAGAGAUACUGCAAAAUUAUGUGUGCACAUGGUACUCCAGUUUUUCAGCAAAUGAGGCUUUUAUACAACAGCUACGUUUAGCUAUAACAACAGCGGCAAAAAAUAUUGCUCUUCGAUUAUUGCGUGCAGAUAUAGGAACCAUAAUUUUCUGCGAUUUGAUUCCUUUGGCUAUACAACAUGCUCAAGAUUGGAAUGUACUUCUCAAAAAAUCACAGUCUGGAGUUAAAAUACCUCAAGAUUACAUCGGAAGUUACUUGAAUUCUAAAAUUCACCCAGCUGCUUAUACAAGAAAGGCUGAGCUGAAUUAUUUACGAGGAUUAGCCACUACAUUGGUGCCGCAUUUAUUACCUGCCAUACAUGUCUCGACAAACAACGAAGUGAUACUUCGAGAAAUUUUGGCAAACUGGGUGCUUUUGCCAGCAAUUGAUGCACUUGCAGAUCCAGAAAAUAUAAAUAUGUUAGUGACAUUAUCCACUCAUCACGAUACCUCUCUGUCUAAUGCUGCAGAGGCCAUUCAUGUACCAAUGCUGCAGUCUUGGGUGACAACUCCAGCAAUACAUCCACACAUACACAAUUACUUUAAGCCGUCUUUGAACGAAGUCUUGAACGAUCCUGAACUAUUAUAUAUGUUUAUGCAACACAUCAAAGAAUCUGGACCCAUGAAUCUUCUUCAGUUUUGUUUAGAUAUUGACGAUCUUAGUAAACGUAUGUUAAAUCCAGAAAUGUCGGCUAGUGCUGAGAAAAGUUUAUAUAUAGAUAUUCAAAAUAUGUACACGGUAUAUCUUGAUCCUGACGGUUCAGAAUAUUUGUAUUUACCGUUGCAUAUAUCGAAAGGCAUACGGCAAAUAUUGGAAGGCGGUCCAGAAAGAGUUCAAGAAUUAAGAACGUCACGACCUUUCUAUCAAGCUCAUCAAGAAGCACACGCACUUCUCGAAAGUACUUGUCUACCAUCAUUCCAUCAUAGCUAUCAAUUGUAUAAAUUUUUGUGCGGUCACUUAGUAUCUGCACAAGCAAAAACUGCUGCAGCCAAAAUGAGUGGAGAUGUAUCUACUUCUGUGCGAUCCACCAAUAAUAUACUGGGCAAAAUGGACGGUGUUUUACGUACAGCAAUGGACGGUAGCUCAUUUCAGCUACAAGACUAUCCGGUCGAGGAAGUAGAUUGUACGGCUCGAGCAUAUAAUGAAAUCAAAGGCUUCGGCGAUAAGUGUCACCGUGAUUUAACGACGUUGCGAGUUGCCGUCUCACACGUGGACGGCGGCGGCGCGCAACCAAUGUACAUGAUCGCCAUCCAUAGCGUAGCGGAGGCUAAUUGCAAACCGUGGACAGUUCUGCGACAAGAUCAAGAUUUCUACACACUCCGUACGCGACUUGCUGAGUUUCACGGCGAUAAGGAAUUGAGCGAUUCGCCGUUACCGUCGCGGAAAAACCCGCAUUUGCCUCUCACAGCAAAUUGUCAACGUUACGAGGAGUUUUUGCAGAAGCUACUAUCCAAGCCGAUGUAAAGCAGUGAGCUUCUCUAUACUUUCCUCACGACGCCGAACUUGAAACCGUACUUUGCAAACUACAGUACACCCGACAUCGGCAUCCUCUAUCAAAGCAUGGCUUAUAAAUUGCGGAAAGAAAGGGGACAGCAUCUUGACAAAUUUAUGAGCACUUUCUUGGCGUCUAUAAACCCAAAAUAUGAACACAUGGAUAUGGGCGUCGAACCGUCGAGCGAACACAAUCUAAACGAAAUGGAAAGCAGAGGUAAAAAACUGUUGGAUGGAGUGUUCGGAAAUAAUCUAAAUCUACCUACUGCUUUCCAAAAUUUUCCAUACAACUUACCGCAACGUAAUCACGUGAAAGGUGUGAGUUUAUGCAUCAUUGAAGCUGUGAAUAGUCUGCUGAAUAUACCUCCGGUUAUUUCGCGAUUUCUCUGGAUGUUUGCUUCUUUAUCGCGUAAAAGAGUGGAUCCUAUCGUAAACGUAAUGUUCUACAACAUGCUGAUCAAGCUUCUAAGUGGUGGCCGUGCUGCUAUCGUUGUCAAGCUCUUGCAUGCAAAAAUAAUAGAUGAAAAUUACAUGAAAGACUUCUCCUUGCAAGGAAAAUGUCGAGAUGAUUACUACGAUUCCGCCAAAGAGGGCCUGUAUUCUUUGUUACCGUGGUGGUUAAUGCCAUUUUCUAAACCUUGGAAGAAAUUGAUGGAUUCUUUAUUAGAUCCUUUACAAAAUGCACCUUUCAAUAAACAUCUGGCAUACUUUUUGCUAGAUCAUCUUUUAGUAAAUCUUUUCCCCGAAGUAACAACGUAAUUGUUAAAA
This is a messenger RNA of Linepithema humile (Argentine ant), 2782 nucleotides long. RefSeq names its product sorting nexin-14-like. Gene Ontology annotation, molecular function: phosphatidylinositol binding. Gene Ontology annotation, cellular component: late endosome. Lineage: Eukaryota; Metazoa; Arthropoda; Insecta; Hymenoptera; Formicidae. The record is from RefSeq and is a predicted model, not a curated record. Gene Ontology annotation, biological process: autophagosome maturation.